Quercus robur (English oak) is the source of this 657-nucleotide messenger RNA. RefSeq lists its product as uncharacterized. NCBI's taxonomy places the organism in Eukaryota, Viridiplantae, Streptophyta, Magnoliopsida, Fagales, Fagaceae. Gene Ontology annotation, molecular function: nucleic acid binding; RNA-DNA hybrid ribonuclease activity. The record is from RefSeq and is a predicted model, not a curated record. The transcript has a single exon. The coding region runs from base 1 to 657 and encodes 218 amino acids.
AUGGCCUCAACAUUAGAGGAAAUCUGGUACCUCAGAAAUUCUGUUCUGCACUCGAAGUCUCCGCUGGAACUGCAUGUUUCUAUUCAGUGGAUUCAAAGAAGAUGUCAAGAAUACAUGGUUACAUGCCCUUUAUCCCCUUCCCAACCGAUGCCUCAUGAUCCGACACGUUGGGCUCCACCCCCACCUGGUUGCAUUAAACUCAAUGUUGAUGCGGCCUUAUCGAGCUCUAAGGCAGCCGUAGUAGUUGUUGCAAGGGAAUGUUCUAGCGCCGUCUGUGGUGUUUGGGCCAAAACCAUCUCCCUCCGUUCACUGCUCCAAGCUGAAGCUGAAGCGAUCCUAUGGGCUGUCCAGAUUGCUUUAAAGGAAGGGUGGAGCUAUGUUUCAAUCGAAGGGGACUCUAAGACCUGUACGGAUUAUCUAUCUCUGCUUAAGACUGAUCUGGAGUGGUCCAUCCGAACCAUCAUCUCUAACGUGGCUGUGUUAGCAAAGUCUUUGGCUAAUUGUUCUUUUGUUUGGGUUAGAAGGUGUUGUAAUUCUGCAGCACAUGUAGCUGCUAAAUUUGCUUUAUGCUCCUUUUUGUCUUUUCUUUACUUCAAGGAUUAUCUUCCUCCAGCGAUUUUAGCUGUUUGUAUGGAAGAGUCCAAACUGUGUUCCUAG